Pimephales promelas (fathead minnow) is the source of this 1753-nucleotide messenger RNA. It is a transcript of the gene pgap4, whose product is annotated as post-GPI attachment to proteins GalNAc transferase 4. The record is from RefSeq and is a predicted model, not a curated record. Gene Ontology annotation, biological process: GPI anchor biosynthetic process. Gene Ontology annotation, molecular function: glycosyltransferase activity. NCBI's taxonomy places the organism in Eukaryota, Metazoa, Chordata, Actinopteri, Cypriniformes, Leuciscidae. Gene Ontology annotation, cellular component: Golgi membrane.
GAAUUGAAUCAAUUGAGGAUUCAGCUUUAUGAGUCAGUCAAUGUUCUACCACUUCAAGAAACGGUUUGCGGUGCUUCACCGUGAAUUAAACGCGCGUUUUGUCCAUGUGUUACAGUAUUAAUACGUAUUCGUCGUAAUCGAUAUGUGGACCUGAUUUGACGCUCGUAGCAGCACGUAGGCUACGUAACGUUAGGUCAUCUUGACUCGAGUGAUGUUUUGACAAGAUUUUUGGUUUCGGUUGCUGUCGUCUAGUCGCUGUGUGCUAAACAUCAACACUCUGAGAGAUACAAGUUGGAAAUAUCUCAGAAGUUUAUAAUCUCAUAUGCGAGUCCCCCUUGGCUCAAAUCUGGAUCCUCCACCUGUGUAACAUAUCCAUCACCUUGGCAUUGAAGUGAACUGCCAGAAAAGUGAAUUGUGAUCUGUUUAAACAGACACAGAUGCCUCGAUGGGGGACAUGUACCAGCAAGCACUCUCGUUGGUCAAGCCCAGUAGCUCAAGGGCUGGUUUUGUGUGUUUUAACCUUUGGAGUGAUAUUGCCUACAUGCUGCCAUCGUCGACUUUACUCAUAUUAUUUUUUAAAGAGUGUUUAUCUUGAUUCACUAAGCGAGGCAUCACUACAAAAAAGCCACGACAGAGGUAAGGAAGCCCUGCAUUUCUGGGAGAGUGCUGCCUCUACGAAAAGCCUAAAGGACCCUUUGGAGACGGAUGCUAAGAAACCAGAUCUCCUGAUCACCAUAGUGACAUCCAGGAGGAUAGAGGGGAGGGACUAUCACUACCUGUUGCAGGUGGCACAACAGCUCAAAUCGCUCCUUAAGGCAUGUGGCGAAAAACCAUGUGCUGAGGUCAUGCUCUGUGAUGUCGAAAGUGGUCCCGAUUUGAACGAAGAUGCUUUGCUACUAGAGAAAGAGUUCCUGGUUGUUAGGCGUUCACCAAAUGAGAAAUGGAACAGCAAAGAUGUGGACAACAUCUUCGAGAAGGAGAAAAGAGAUUACGUUUUUUGCCUGCGGAAAGGAUGGGACCUGAUGAGGCCAAAAAACGUCGUCGUCCUGGAGGACGAUGCACUUCCGAUGACCGAUUUCUUCCCGUUGAUUAAAGACUUACUCUCGCGGAGAUUUGCCCUCAAUACUUUAUACAUAAAGCUCUACCACCCAGAACGUCUUCAGAGAUACUGGAACCCAGAGCCGUAUCGCAUUCUAGAAUGGCUGGGUCUCGGCCUGUUUGGGGCUACAAUCCUCCUCCUCUUUUUAUCUCACUGUACACCUCUUUCAUUUACCUUCUCACCUCUUCGUCUACUCUUCUUAACUCUCUACAUAAUGGCCGUGUCUGAGCUGGCAGGGAGGCACUAUCUCCUGGAGAUCAGACGGCUCUCACCCCAGCUGUAUGCUGUGUCUCCUGCCACUGAAUGCUGCACCCCUGCUAUGCUCUACCCAGGUAAUGCCUCCAUCCGAGCUGCCCAAUACCUGGACCAGGCCGUCUGUGUUAGGGGUAAUGCCAAAGACAUGGUGCUGUACAAGAUAGCCAGGUCGACGCCAGGUGAGAAGGCACACAGCGUUGAACCCAAUAUCAUCAAGCAUAUCGGAGCUUACUCCUCCAUCAGGAGGAACCCUCCUCUACCCAGAUUAAUUUGACAAUGGUUUUUUUUUUAACAGAGGUUGAAUAUGAAACCCAUUUUGGGCACUAUUCAUUAGAAAAUGUUUCAAUUUUGUGGCUGAAAUAUGAAUAUCUUUUUAGAAGAUCAAACAAUUUUUUUUUU